Molecule: messenger RNA, 1995 nt
Organism: Hypoxylon fragiforme
Lineage: Eukaryota; Fungi; Ascomycota; Sordariomycetes; Xylariales; Hypoxylaceae
Exons: 1
Coding region: 1-1995 (664 amino acids)
Source: RefSeq, a predicted model, not a curated record
AUGUUUCGUUUUUGGAGUUCGGAAUCCAGGGGAAGCGACAAGACUCUACAAGUUGAUCAGCCUAUGCUUGAAUACAGCCGACCGCUACAGCCUUGGGAGCCGUCAGCGUCUCCACUUACUACUGGAACUACUACCGCUUCUGCUGCCACCGCUACUACCAUAAGAACAACCAUUCCGUCGCCUACGACGCUUAGGCGACACAAGCAUAACAACGUCGCGAUAGCACCGCAACGCGUUACUCCUUCGUCCGCUCUUAAGCGGCCAAGGGCAGAUGAUGAUUUUGACGAUGCUGAUCGCCUAAAGGCAAACAAGAAGGUGGCCUUGUCGCCAACGGUAGAGGAGAAGGGUACUUUGCAGUCUACGUCGAGUAAGCCUGACAUAAAUCGUGCCAGAGAUGCUAUUGAGGAGCAGUUCAGUCUGGAGAUCUUACUGAAACACGACGAGCUACGAUUAAUAAAUCAAGAGCUUGCCAAAAGUCAGGUGGCUUUGGAGCAGUUGCGCAGGUGUCAUCUAAUACCAUAUCCACAGAAUGUUCCCAAACCGGAACAAAUGUUGAAUAUAAUGAACGGUUCAGGCGCCGCCUUACAGCCGAAGAUGGGCGAGCCGCUACCACAAUGGGCUCCGCCCUUUGGUGUCACCGAUGGUCCGUAUGCGCGUCAUUAUGCCAAGUGGCUCAUACCUGAUCCCAAGUUCGAUGGUAUUCAACCAAGUGCUCCCGCGCAAGCCGAGACUUCGCGAUUUAGAGGUUCGGUAGAAGGUAGAUCAACAAGGAAUGGUUUCGCUGAGUUAGGUGUAUCCCAUGGCCGAGGCCGACCCGUAAGGGGCUCAGCGGGUCAGAAACUCCAGGCCCUGUCGAGUGGUUAUCCUCCUCCCAAGGAGAAGAGUGGUCCCUGUGUUUUGAAGCGAUCUGACGGGAAAACUGUGAAACUUGUUUGCAUUGACUGCCAUCGCGAGAACUUUUCGAGUACUCAGGGGUUCAUUAAUCACUGUCGAAUAGCGCACAAAAGGGAUUUCAAAAGCCAUGAUGAAGCUGCGAUACAUUGUGGUCAUCCCAUCGCGCCUGUGGACGCUGGAGGUGUUGUAGAAGAGAAACCAGUCUGCCAGAGCGUCCCUUCAUCUGGACUUGCACACCCGCUUGCGCAAGAGAACGCUUUGUCUUAUUCUGAGGCCUGCCAUGCUGUCCUUCAGCGGAUCAAGCUAUCGUUGGAGAUGUAUCACAGGGGCGAGCUUCCCGGUAUUACCUCGAUACCCGGCGAUCCCGAGAGUUCUCGAAAACCUACGUCGGUGCCUAAGCAACAGCCACAUUUCUCCCCUUCAGCUGACACUCCACACCUUUCCCACCUGCUCCAAAGCAAAGGAUUCAAUGCCAACUUCAGCGAAUAUGUCAGUGACGCCAAGACUAAGGUAGACCUCAACCAGUUCGACUCCCCCGAGGAGGAGGAACUGGACGAGACUGACACGGCUGGCAAUGGUGCCGGGAAUAUGGCACCAUACCAAGCCCCGUCUCUUGUACGAGUACCUGUGAGGGCCACCAUGUCGCCCGCCCUUGCUACAACUCGACCAGCUAGCAGUAAAGGCCACCCGCUGAUGCCGUAUGUUACGCCGUUGCCAACACCUGCCUCGCGAGCCACAUCCGGUUCUGACCCGGAGAUGGUGGACGAUGAUAUGUUGGAUGUAGAUCUGAGUCCUCAUACGGCUGUUAGUAACAACGCGCCAUCCCUCGUUAGUGACGAUGGCGAGUACGAUGAUUCUGAAGCCGACUCGGAGGUUGACUCGGAGGUGAAUGAUAACAUAAGAGCACAAUCUAUCUCAGACGUGGAAGAAAUAGACCUCGAAGAUGACCAUAGCACUGCGCGGUCUAUUCGGCACCAUCGUGGUUCAACUGGCGGAGGUCCUGGCACCACGGUUCGCCUGCGUAAGGAUGAUAGCAAGCAUGUUACCUUUGUUAGCCCUAUCAAGGAGAACAACGGAAAUCACAGACGGGAACGCAGAUAA